Lobosporangium transversale is the source of this 2460-nucleotide messenger RNA. RefSeq lists its product as hypothetical. The record is from RefSeq and is a predicted model, not a curated record. Gene Ontology annotation, biological process: SCF-dependent proteasomal ubiquitin-dependent protein catabolic process. The transcript is spliced from 4 exons. Gene Ontology annotation, cellular component: SCF ubiquitin ligase complex. Bases 1 to 2460 code for a protein of 819 amino acids. Lineage: Eukaryota; Fungi; Mortierellomycota; Mortierellomycetes; Mortierellales; Mortierellaceae.
AUGUUUUGCAUGAGUAGUACUCAAACCUCACGACAGCUUUGGGAAGCACUGCUAGAAUGCACUAACCUUAAGCACCUGGAAGUAUCUUACGCAAGUAUAGAUGACGAAGUUGAUCUAUUCCUUCAAGUCUGCAAGAAACUUAGGCACUUGGCAUUGGAAAAUGUAAUGAUACACCAGCUGCCGAUCGGCUUUCUAAGUAAUGAGACUAGCGAAUAUAUUCUCUCAAAUGUACACACACUAUGCAUUACUGGCGUUCAAGUUACUAAUCCCCCGCGUCCAUACACACCUUCGUAUUGCCUCGGCAUGUUGGUGAGGAGUUGUCCAGAAUUGCGUGCACUGAAAUUUUGUGAUACCAGCGAGUACGGGCGACCUAUCCAACCAAAUCACGACGAUGUCUUCAGGACAGCGUUCCUUCAACGCCCUUGGCCUUUGGCGAACUUAUCAGAGCUUUCUUUCCCUUAUAUGAAAAUAAAAGACGAGGAUAUGGCGGCACUUCUCAGACAGAUGGCAGAGUUAAGGCGGCUAGAUGCUCCAUUUUGCGAGCUCGGCAAGCUCUCUCUGCAAGAGUUGCUAGCUGGCAAACAAGAUAUCUUGGAUAAUGGAUAUAUGGUACGGAAGGCGAGGCUGCGGAGGCUCUGUGAGACAAUUGAAGAGCUGGUGUUCAACACGCAAAGCGCCAGCAUGGAUGGUAUUGUCCAAGCAACUUUGUCAAAUUGUCCACGACUAGAACUACUGCGAGGCCCUAAAAUCACAGUAACGGAGAUUGCCAAUGGGGCGGAAUGGGUGUGCACUAGAUUGACUAGCCUGGCCAUCUACCUUGAGGUAGAUGUCGACCAAGGGGCUGUAGAGGGCAUGGAAAAACAGCGUAUUGCGUUUAAACGACUAGGAAAACUAACUCAGCUACGCAACCUUGACCUAACAUCCUGGAGCCCAAGGAAUAGGGGGAGAAAGCGGACGCUGGACUUGAGACUAAGGGCAGGUCUGGAUGAACUAGCCAACCUAAAAGUGCUGAAGAGGGUAUUGUUUCGUGGUGAUGAUCACCAGUUAAUAGGACUUGAGGAUGCGAGAUGGGUUGUGAACAACUGGCCAAGCAUCAAGUACUUAGACCGCUUGAUUGAUGACCCAUCUAUACCCUCUUCCGGCUUCAAGGAAGAUGAUGAUUAUGAACUAGGCCUUGAAGUUACAUUCAACUUGAAGAGCCUGCGUGAGUUAUCGUUCAGCGAUGAUCACCAGGAAAUAGGCCUUGAGGAUGCGACAUGGAUCAAGCACAAGAAAUACAUCGAGGGUAUUAUAUUUGAAGGAAACAAUCUUCCAGACGAGUAUUUGUUAUUGCAGGGAUGUGAUCACCUCCAAUCCAUCGAGUACGAAGAACUUGUGUAUCCCAAAUCGGUUGAAUAUUUGAACCUCAUCAAGAACCACAACUCUACCAUCACCAGGCUUCACUUUUACAAAACUCCAACAUCGUAUGAGUUCUGGGAGACAUUGCUGGGAUGCACUAAUCUCGAGCAUCUAAAAGUAUCUCACGCAAAUAUCCAUGACGAUAUCGACGUAUUCCUUCAAGUUUGCAAGAAACUUAAGCACCUAGACCUGGAUGUAAUAUCCAUAUACCAACUUCCUCCCAGCUUCCUAUGUAUUGAGAGCAGUGGCUAUAAUCUCCCAAAUAUACACACACUGCAUCUUCAGGAUGUUUCGAUACCUGAACCUCCGCACCCGUACACAUCAGCCUAUUGCCUCGGUAUGUUCGUCAGAAGAUGUCCAGGAUUGCGUUCACUGCUAUUUUACGAGCUCUACAAGCCAAACGAAGUCCAACACCACUUCCAAUAUGAGCCAGCAGACCCAAGUGACAAUAGCUUCUACAAGGAAACAUUCCUUCAGCAUCCCUGGACGCUGAAUAAUUUGUCAGAGCUGAUUUUGAUUAGCGCGCAGUUAAAAGACGAGGAUAUGGCGGGACUUCUCAGAAGGAUGCCUGAAUUAAAGCGGCUACAGGCCCCAUACUGUGAGCUCGGUCAGCUCUCUCUGCAGGAAUUGCUGUCUGACAAGCAAGAGGCUUUUGAUAAUGGACAAAUGGUACGGAAGACAAGGCCGCAGAAGCUUUGUGAAACUGUUGAAAGAUUGGCGUUCAAUAUGAGCAGUGUCAACGUGGAUGGGGUUGCUCAAACUAUUUUAUCCAUUUGCCCACGCCUGAAGGACCUGCGGGGAUCUAAAAUCACCAUGACAGAGAUUGCCAAUGGGGCAGAAUGGGUGAGCACCGGACUGAUUAAGUUGGAUAUUUAUCUUGAGAUAGACAUUGAUCAAGAGACUCUCGAGGGCAUGGAGACGGCGCGUAUUGUCUCUAACCAACUAGGAAGAUUGAUUCAACUACGAUCUCUUGACUUAACAGGAAACAGAUUUCAGGGAUGCGACAUGGAUUGUGAACAACUGGUCAAGAAACGAGUGCUGGAAUGGCAAGUCGAUGUGUAA